Pyrenophora tritici-repentis Pt-1C-BFP is the source of this 1026-nucleotide messenger RNA. Lineage: Eukaryota; Fungi; Ascomycota; Dothideomycetes; Pleosporales; Pleosporaceae. The record is from RefSeq and is a predicted model, not a curated record.
GUGGAUCAAUCCUUUCUGACCACAUCUGUCACUCUUUCCUGCUUAAAACUUUCGUCUCUUCCUUCCUUCCUCUUACCCUUUGACCUUCUUGACUCCGCUCCUUUUACUCCAAUUCACUCCGAUUUACAUCGCACGACUCGGUCAGGAGUAACGUCCGAGUAGUAAGCACGGCACAGCACAGCACAGCUCAUCAACAGCCGACACGAAACAUUACCCGUCUUUUGCCACAACGCGUCGCCGACGACAACAUCUGUCUCUUUUCGAGUUGACGACGCAGUCACUCUUCCACUACAUCUACAUCUUCUUGUAAUCACACACACAAAAAACCGCAAAUAUGUCUAAACCAGAAGGCGCACCACCAGCCUACCCCCAAAACCCCCCGCCCAUCCACCACGACGCCGGUCCAGCGCCCGGCGGCAUGCAACCCUCGUACUACAACCAGGGCGGCGGCCAGCCAGAGUACUACGGCGCCAGCCCCAACCCGUACCAACAACAGGGCCAGUAUGGUCCUCCGCAGGGUCAAUAUGGUCCCCCGCAAGGACAGUACGGUCAGCAGAUGCAGUAUCAGCAGGGUCCGCCGCCGCCGGGGGGUUACUAUCAGGAUGAUAGGAGACAAGGUGGCGGUGGUGGUGGGUUGUUUGCGGGUUUGUGCGCGGGGUUGGCGUGUUGUUGUUGUUUGGAUUGUUUGUUCUAAGGGGGUGUUGUGGAGUAGGGGUUGAUAAUUUCUGGGUUGGCCGAGGAGAACGUUGUUCUGGUCGAGAUUCUCAUUCAACGAUAUCGGCAAAGAGCGAGAGGCUAUUGGAACGAACGCGCGCUGUGUAGAUUUGAUAAUCGGGGGUUUCGUUUGUUUUUCCUUUCUCUUCUUUUCCAGGAUGGCAGUAGUAGUAAGGUUCAGAUGGGAAGUUCAGUCAGCGGUCGCGGUGAAAGAGUCGAGAAGCUUUCGAACCUAUUGUAUCUGCAUGCAAGCACAACAACAGACACCACACUUUUUGUAAUGUCCAAUCCAAUAUAACUAAUUAAUCGCAA